GUUUUCCGACCUAUUUGCGGCGGCUACUGCCGUAUUUCCUGGGGCGUCCGUAUCUGGGCGGUUUGUGUCCCCUGGUGGUGGCCGCAUCGGUGUCUGGUAGAGGAGUGGGAGUUGGUGGCUGCGGCUUUUGGGCUGGGAUGAACCGCGCUCUCGGUGGAGGCCGGGGAGCCGAGCCAGAGCCAUGGCCAGUACAGUGGUAGCAGUUGGACUGACCAUUGCUGCUGCAGGAUUUGCAGGCCGUUAUGUUUUGCAAGCCAUGAAACAUAUGGAGCCACAAGUAAAACAAGUUUUUCAGAGUCUACCAAAAUCUGCCUUCAGUGGUGGCUAUUAUAGAGGUGGGUUUGAACCCAAAAUGACAAAACGAGAAGCAGCAUUAAUACUAGGCGUAAGCCCUACUGCCAAUAAAGGAAAAAUAAGAGAUGCUCAUCGACGAAUUAUGCUUUUAAACCACCCAGACAAGGGAGGAUCUCCUUAUAUAGCAGCCAAAAUCAAUGAAGCUAAAGAUUUACUAGAAGGUCAAGCUAAAAAAUGAACCUUCUUGUGUUUAGGAACAUUAGGCGGCACUUCACUAGGCUUGAGGGCCCUCUUAAACAGGAAAAUCACCAAUAAGCACAAAAAUAUGAAAAACUCAGCAUUACCUGGACCACAGAAGAAAUGCUUAUUUACAGUAUGGUAACUGAAACAAGGCAAGCAUCACUUUGGGUGUUGGGUGAUUGUCAAUUUGCUAACAAGGAAUCUGCUAAUAAUGAUCAACUAUUUUGGCUUACUAAUGUUUUGUUUCAGUCUUUUGGACUAAUCAAAAGUUUCCUUAAGAGAUUAUCAAUUAUAAGUUAAAAGCAAAUUUUUGAAAGACAAAUAGGAAAUAUGAGCUAAUAUGCCCAGAGACCAUCAAGCAUUGGCCCUAGAAGGGAAAACUUCGUGUAGUGGGUAGAUUUUCAGGUGUUUAAUGCAAAUAGCACACCUGUUUUAAGACAACUAUUAAGAUAAUGAAAAAUGCUUUCAAAUAACACUAAGGAGAACAGAGCACAUUUUUCAGUAAUCAGUUUUAUUUCCUCUAGGCUUACCUUUAAGUAGAAGAAUCCACAUUUCAUUGUAGAUUAUGAACCAAACCUACCAUUUUUCUUGGGAAAAAGUCACCUGUGUGAGGGCUCCAGAUCACAGUUGGUAACUGGUGCAAGUAUGAUCUGUGUAAGAGAGCCGUCAUCUUUACAUGUUUUUUAACAAAAUAGUUGAUGUGUAAUGUUAACAUUUAUUGGCUACUUACAGUACACUAGCAUUGUGCUUAAGUAAGCAUUUAAGUAUGUUUUACAAGUAAGGAAACAAUAGUGAAGUAACGCCCAAAACAAUAUUCUGGGUGAGAAGGCUGAUCUUUCUUAAACCUAAAGUCCAUGCUGUUAACCUGUGAUAACCUAUCACAAAUCUGAUAACCAGGCAUGUUUUCCUUGGUGGUAAUGAAUGCUCAAGUCUGAGAGCUGUCAUUACACCUUUAGCUUGGGGCCUUUUUAUCAGUAGGUACUCAGACUUUUUUUUUCUUCAAGGGGGAGGAAGGUAUGCACACAACACUGAGAGAUAGGAGAUGCAGGUUUCAAGUCAAACUUGGGCAGUAAUAGCCAGGCAACUUUGAGUACACUACAUGGUUAGGCCUCUGCCUCCCCAUCUGUUAAUGGCCAACUUAAAAAAGAAAAAAAAAAGUUGAUGGUUCCUCCAUAUUUUAUGGGUAGGGAAACAAAAAGAGCAAAUUAUUUCAGAGGUUACACAGCUAAUGAAACUGUAAGCAAGCCCUGGGGGGUCUUCUCCAAUUUAUUCUGUUCAUUUGUAACAUGGUUCUCUCUAUAUUAGUCCUGAAUUAUUUAGGUAGGUUAUGGGGAAUUCCUAUCCACAGCCUUAAUGUUAGAUCUGGCAUACCAGAGAUUUAGUUCCCCUACUUUGUCCCUUCCAUUUUGCCUUCACUGCCUCUGGGUUGACAUUACUGAGUCCUGUGCUGCUUUGUAAAAACUGCUUUGCUGGUGAUAAAAGUGGGCUAUAAUGAAUGGUCCCGGAAGUUAAAUCUUUUCCCACUCUUAGAAUUUUAGGAAAAUUCUCUUGCCUUCAACUGUUUUCCAAAUGAUGGGAAUACCUAUGGAAGCAUUUAAAAAAAAAAAAAAAAAAAA
This is a messenger RNA of Leptonychotes weddellii (Weddell seal), 2150 nucleotides long. The record is from RefSeq and is a predicted model, not a curated record. Lineage: Eukaryota; Metazoa; Chordata; Mammalia; Carnivora; Phocidae.